GUCUCGUUACGAGUCUUGUAAUCAUCCUUGCUGAUUAGGUGCCAUUUUAUUGAAAUGAAAAUGAAUCCACCGGUCUCGCGAUCAUUGUCAGGAAUGCUUUCCCAGCCUGACCCAGAAGCGCCGGGUGUUCAAUCCAAUUAUCCACAGUCUUCGUCGCUUUCGAUUGAAUCAGAGUUCGUUACAACGUGGGGCAAACGCUUUACUACUGACUCUGAGAAGUGGCACAAGGCUGCAGAUCAAGACAUACCUGGGUAGCGUCCUGUAGGCACGCGGCGCAGUCGUCACGCCUACAGCUUUGCGGGCUUCCGUACGCAGUUUCAAACCCUUCGCUUGCGGGCAGCGUUCCAUCAUCUUUUGUGCUUGUCAAAACUCAUCCCGUUAGAUGAUGGCAUCGCCGACUUCACUUUCACUCCCUGAACCAGCUGCGGCGCCUGAGGGCCUUUGCUCACAGUGCGCGGCAUUCGACUUGGACGAUGCACUAUGCUUCAAACCUGCGAUAGCAGUCCGAAUCGUGCUGAAAGUAUAUCAGCUAAAGCCGAAGACUUGCGCAUUCUGCAGAUUUCUGAGUGGCAGUAUGGGCCAUCUGCCGAAAGGUGGGAUGUACAACCUGACUGCUGUACAAGCUCAUUUCGCAGUAACUCCUCUUCUCGAAAAGAUCGAAGCGCCCAUACUGUGUAUCGAAGCGUGGCGGGAUUGGCGGAUUUUCAACCUCUUCAAUAUCCGCAGCUCCAUCAUCUUUGAUUGCACUGGACCUAUCGCUCGAAACUUGCAACCAAUAGCACGUCUGAUCGACUACAGGGUCGUUCGUGAGUGGAUAGAUUCGUGUGUACACACCCAUCAAUGUCACACAGUCAAUAGAGGGAAGAAUUCACGAUGUUCAAACUACGUACCCGGCCUGAAGGUUAUCGACUGCGAGCAUCGCUUGAUCAGAGAUUUGCCAAAUACCGCGUCAUACGUGACAUUGAGCUACGUCUGGGGUAAGCCAAAAGAUCAAUCUGUUGGUCAAGCUCGCCUAGAGUCACCAGCGCCUGAGCUUCUACCACAAGACCUCCCAGCGACUAUUGAAGACGCCAUCAAAGUCACGCUCGCACUUGGGUACGAUUACCUGUGGGUUGACAGGUACUGCUUGAAUAAAUCUUCAGAGGACUUCCAUGCGCAGCUCAGACAGAUGGGUAAGAUCUACGCUGGGUCGGCCUUGACGAUUAUCGCAGCUGCCGGUUCUGAUGGUUCUUAUGGACUACCGGGCGUCAGUCGGCAACGCGUGGUGAACCGACCCUUUCACUUUGGCCGACGGAUCUUGUGUUCUACUCCCUUGUUUAGUAGAGAAACCCUGGAGAGUACAACAUGGAGCUCAAGAGGCUGGACGUAUCAGGAAGGCCUACUUUCAACCAGGCGUCUUGUUUUCACUGAUACCCAACUCUAUUACGAAUGCCAGGAGAGGUCUCGAAUGGAAGGCUGGUUAGCUCCUGAACACAUGUUCUGGCGACGUGAUGAAGAGAGCGCUGGUUCUUGGUGUGACUAUUUCAACAAAACUUCGGACCCAGGCCUUUUUCCUACUAUCAACGGGCACGUUAAGAGUGUCCUUCACCGGAUCGAGGCAUUCACAAAGCGAUCGCUUACGUAUGAAGACGACGUACUCAAUGCAUUGCUAGGUAUUUUUGCAAUACUACGGCAAGACAAGGAUAUUCCAGACAGUAGCAUACAACAUCUUUGGGGAAUGCCGUACUUUGGGUACGAUGUAAACUUUCGGCACGAUAGAACACCACUUACUGUGUCGCUCUCAAGGUUUGUGAACAACUUAAGCUGGGAUGUAGAUAACCCAGUCAGAAGGCGAGUUGGAUUCCCUAGUUGGUCAUGGACUGGAUGGAUUGGUCCAGUAAGAUGGGCAAAGGGACUGAUGUUGGUGGACAACGGCCGAUAUCACAGAAAUCGAUCUACACCUGAUGUCCCAUGCACUGUCAGUUUGGAACACCGGAAUGGAAAUACCAUUGACUGGCGAAUCUACCACGCGAUGUCCUACUUCCACGACACUUGCGAGGACGCACGAAACGCGCAACAACUCACUCGCUUUAUACACAUCAGCGCUUACAUCACUCAGAUCAUGCAAUCGGACGUACCGCAUUGCUACCAGCUUGAGCUUGAUCGCAAGAAACCAAACAACGAUUCUCGACCAGUAUAUGUGUCUAUCAAUCCUACAAGGGGAGAUCAUGUCAACGUCGAUCGAGGAUUGUUCGUGAUGCACUUACCGUGGUAUCUCGAAUAUGGCCACGAUAGCGAGUGCAAUGUCUUAGUGGUUCAGCGUGAAGGUUCACAUUGGGAAAGAGUUGGCAUUGGUAGUACGUCGACAUUGUUGGAAGUGGCACCCGUUGAAAAGACAUGGACGACAGUUCGCCUCGGCUGAUGAAAACCACAUCCUCGGUGUUUUUUGUUUCACGCGCUCAAGGUCCGACAAUCCGGUAUCAUUUGGACGGAUGCAUGUUUGCCACUGCCGCAUUGCGAAACAUGCUAUGCCAAGGCUUGCAGCACAGUAUGCUUACCUCAACAGCAAU
Alternaria alternata is the source of this 2549-nucleotide messenger RNA. RefSeq names its product HET-domain-containing protein. The record is from RefSeq and is a predicted model, not a curated record. NCBI's taxonomy places the organism in Eukaryota, Fungi, Ascomycota, Dothideomycetes, Pleosporales, Pleosporaceae. Bases 386 to 2401 code for a protein of 671 amino acids. The transcript has a single exon.